This is a messenger RNA of Bombina bombina (fire-bellied toad), 1281 nucleotides long. RefSeq lists its product as uncharacterized. Bases 126 to 1028 code for a protein of 300 amino acids. The transcript has 2 exons. Lineage: Eukaryota; Metazoa; Chordata; Amphibia; Anura; Bombinatoridae. The record is from RefSeq and is a predicted model, not a curated record.
GUUGCUGCAUUCUGGUGUGAGAUGGAGCAUUAUCGCCAUUCUUCGGUACAACCUAAGCUAUACAGAGCUUCAUUGCCACCUGCAGAAGGAGAAAGGAGCGAAAGUGAGAACCUCCUGUCACCAGGAUGCAAACAGGCAUGCCGCCACCUCCACCACCACCACCAGUCACAGGCAUGCAGCCACCACCACCACCAGUCACAGGCAUGCAGCCACCACCACCAGUCUUCAGGCAACCACGUGAACAUUAUGCUCCCAGGCAUGAGCAGGCUUGGAUGGCUUCAGUAGAGGACCCGGAAGUGAUGCCACCACCAUUGACAUCUGACCCCUGGCAAGAUUCCUGGCCAGAGGAAUAUUCUUCUUUUGGCUUUGAGGGGGAGCCAAGUCAGCCACAAAGGGUCCAUGUCUUUACCCCCCCAACACAAUAUCAGGGCAGUCAUGGCUUUUACACACAGGGUAUGUCACAAGAAGUGCAAACUGGACAGGCUGAGUGGUCACAAACUGGUCACCAAUGGGACUACCAAUCCACCCUGAGAGCUCCACCAUCCUCUUCCCUUGGGAGAGCUCCACCAUCCUCUUCCCUUGGGAGAGCUCCACCAUCCUCUUCCCUUGGGAGAGCUCCACCAUCCUCUUCCCUUGGGAGAGCUCCACCAUCUACAGAUGAGCAUAUAGCUGGAAUUACUCAAGCACCAGCAGAUGCAGCUGAAGAUGUCCCACAAGCACCAGCAGAUGCAGCUGAGGAUGUCCCACAAGCACCAGCAGAUGCAGCUGAAGAUGUCCCACAAGCACCAGCAGAUGCAGCUGAACCUGCACCUCAAGCACCUAGAAGCCCUGCUGCUCAAGAGCCUGUGGAUGCACUGUAUUCUCCCCUGGAUGAGGAAUACAUUUCACUCCAGAGGAGGCUCAUAACAAGCUGCAAGAGCAGACAAAGAGGCCAACAGAGGUUUCACAGGAGCCAAGAGAGGUUACUCAAGCGUAGCAUAGAGCUGCAGAGGGACAUGGCAGCAUCAUUAAAAACCAGUCGCAGAUGAUGAUAAUUCUGUCUGCUAUGCAGAUGCAGAUGGACAAUAGAUGGCGGGAACAAAAUCAACUCUUGGGUGUGUUGGUUGAGCACUUUACACACCAGCAGGACACUGCCUCCAGCCUAUCAUCUGUGGCCAGCACAUCAGCAGAAACAGAAGAAUCUUCUCAAACCAGGAGAACAAGGCAAUCCACUACAGCCACCUCAGCUUCCUCAUACAAGAAGCCAAAAAAGAAAUAAAUAUUCUUAUAGUUCACCAUAAA